AUGAAGGCCAUGCCUUGGAACUGGACUUGUCUGCUCUCCCAUCUCCUGCUGAUGGGGAUGGGUUCUGCAGCCCUUCUCUCCCGGCAGUCCCCAUCCUCAGCCCAGAAGCGGUCUUUUCUCACAUUCACUGCAGAGCCCGCUGAGGGCUUCAACCACCUUGUGGUGGAUGAGAGGACAGGGCAUAUUUACCUGGGGGCUGUCAACCGUAUCUAUAAGUUGUCCAGUGACUUGAAGGUCCUGGUGACCCAUCAGACAGGACCCGAUGAGGAUAAUCCCAAGUGCUACCCCCCUCGAAUUGUCCAGACCUGCAACGAACCUCUUACGACCACCAAUAACGUCAACAAAAUGCUCCUCAUUGACUACAAGGAGAACCGCCUGAUUGCCUGUGGGAGCCUAUACCAGGGGAUCUGUAAACUUCUCAGACUGGAGGACCUCUUCAAGCUGGGAGAGCCAUUCCACAAGAAAGAGCAUUACCUCUCUGGAGUCAACGAAAGUGGCUCCGUCUUUGGCGUCAUCGUCUCCUACAACAACCUGGAUGACAAGCUGUUCAUCGCCACAGCGGUGGAUGGGAAGCCGGAGUACUUUCCUACCAUCUCCAGCCGCAAACUGACCAAGAAUUCGGAAGCCGACGGCAUGUUCGCUUACGUCUUCCACGACGAGUUUGUGGCGUCCAUGAUUAAGAUCCCUUCCGACACUUUCACUAUCAUCCCCGACUUCGACAUCUAUUACGUCUAUGGCUUCAGCAGCGGCAAUUUUGUUUAUUUCCUGACCCUCCAGCCAGAAAUGAUGUCCCCACCGGGCUCCACCACCAAGGAGCAAGUGUACACCUCCAAGCUGGUGAGGCUGUGUAAGGAGGACACAGCCUUCAACUCGUACGUAGAGGUGCCCAUUGGCUGUGAGCACGAUGGGGUAGAGUAUCGCCUGCUGCAAGCCGCCUACCUCUCCAAGGCAGGGGCUUUUCUCGCCAGGACCUUGGGAGUCCGAUCGGAUGACGAUAUCCUCUUUACUGUGUUCUCCAAGGGCCAGAAGAGGAAAAUGAAGUCGCUGGAUGAAUCAGCCCUGUGCAUCUUUGUCCUGAAGCAGAUCAAUGAUCGCAUCAAGGAGAGGCUGCAGUCCUGCUACAGGGGGGAGGGCACGCUGGACCUCGCCUGGCUCAAAGUGAAGGAUAUUCCCUGUAGCAGUGCGCUCUUAACCAUUGAUGAUAACUUUUGUGGCCUGGAUAUGAAUGCACCACUCGGCGUUUCAGAGAUGGUACGUGGCAUGCCCAUCUUCACGGAGGACAGGGACCGGAUGACUUCAGUCAUUGCCUAUGUUUACAAGGAGCAUUCACUGGCUUUUGUUGGCACCAAGAGUGGCAAGCUGAAAAAGAUCCGUGUGGAUGGACCCCGGGGGAAUGCCCAGCAAUAUGAAACAGUACAGGUGGUGGAUCCUGGCCCAGUUCUCAGGGACAUGGCCUUCUCCAUGGACCAUGAGCAUCUCUACAUCAUGUCAGAAAGACAGCUGACCAGAGUUCCCGUUGAGUCCUGUAGUCAGUAUCGAAGCUGCAGUGAAUGUCUUGGCUCAGGAGACCCCCACUGUGGUUGGUGUGUGCUUCAUAACACGUGUACCAGGAAAGAGCGGUGUGAGAGAUCCAGGGAGCCUCGCCGGUUUGCCUCAGAGAUGAAGCAGUGUGUCCGUUUAACUGUACAUCCUAACAACAUUUCUGUUUCACAGUACAAUGUGCUGCUGGUCUUAGAGACUUAUAAUGUCCCAGAACUUUCAGCUGGUGUCAAUUGUACUUUUGAAGAUCUUUCUGAGAUGGAUGGCCUAGUGGUGGGCAACCAGAUCCAAUGUUAUUCCCCUGCAGCUAAGGAAGUGCCUCGUAUCAUCACUGAGAAUGGGGACCACCAUAUUGUCCAGCUACAGCUCAAGUCUAAGGAGACAGGCAUGACCUUUGCCAGCACCAGUUUUGUCUUCUACAACUGCAGUGUACACAAUUCGUGCCUGUCCUGUGUGGAGAGCCCCUAUCGCUGCCAUUGGUGCAAAUACCGCCAUGUCUGUACUCAUGAUCCCCAGUCCUGCUCCUUCCAGGAGGGUCGAGUGAAGCUUCCUGAGGAUUGCCCUCAGCUGCUGCAAGUGGACAAGAUCCUGGUGCCUGUGGAGGUGAUCAAACCCAUUACCCUGAAGGCCAAGAACUUGCCCCAGCCCCAAUCAGGUCAGCGGGGCUAUGAGUGCAUCCUCAACAUCCAAGGCACCGAGCAGAGGGUACCUGCCCUGCGCUUCAACAGCUCCAGCGUACAGUGCCAAAACACCUCUUAUUCCUAUGAAGGCAUGGAGAUCAACAGCCUGCCCGUGGAGCUGACUGUCGUGUGGAAUGGGGACUUCAACAUUGACAACCCAGCCCAGAAUAAAGUUCAUCUUUACAAAUGUGGAGCCAUGCGAGAAAGCUGUGGCUUGUGCCUCAAGGCUGACCCAGACUUUGAGUGUGGCUGGUGCCAAGGGCUGGGCCAAUGCACCCUCCGGCAACACUGUCCCACCCAGGAAAACAAAUGGCUGGAGCUGUCCAGUACUAAUGGCAAGUGCACCAACCCCCGCAUCAAUGAGGGACUCUACUCAGGAGACAAUGAGACCAAAGCAAGGAUUGUGUGUGAGAUGGGGGAAGCCAAGCCCAGCCAGCAUGCCGGUUUUGUGGAGAUCUGUGUGGCCGAGUGCAAGCCCGAAUUCAUGGCCCGCUCUUCCAAGCUCUACUAUUUCAUGACACUGACCCUAUCUGACCUGAAGCCCAACCGGGGGCCAGUGUCUGGGGGCACCCAAGUGACCAUCACUGGCACCAACUUGAAUGCCGGCAGCAACGUGGCAGUGACAUUUGGAAGUCAGCCCUGCCUCUUCUACAGGCGUUCUACUUCCCACAUCAUUUGCAACACUACUUCCUCAGAGGAGGUGAUUGAGAAGUCAAAGGUGCUUGUGCGAGUGGACAAGGCCAAAAUCCAUGCAGAUCUCUACUUCCAAUAUGUGGAGGACCCCACCAUCCAGAGAAUCGAGCCUGAGUGGAGCAUUAUCAGUGGAAACACCCCCAUUGUUGUUUGGGGGACGCACCUGGACCUCAUCCAGAACCCACAGAUCCGAGCCAAGCAUGGCGGCAAGGAACACAUCAAUGUCUGUGAGGUUCAGAAUUCUACUGAGAUGACUUGCCAGGCUCCAGCCCUAGCUGUGGAUCCCGACCACCAAUCGGACCUGACUGAGAGGCCUGAGGAGUUUGGAUUCAUCCUAGACAAUGUCCAGUCCCUGCUGAUCCUUAACAAGACCAACUUCACCUACUAUCCUAAUCCCGUGUUUGAGGCCUUUGGCCCCUCAGGCAUCUUGGAGCUUAAGCCUGGAACACCCAUCAUUCUGAAGGGCAAGAAUUUGAUACCACCGGUGGCUGGGGGUAACAUGAAACUGAACUACACAGUGUUGGUUGGAGAGAAGCCAUGUACCGUGACAGUGUCAGACGUCCAGCUGCUCUGUGAAUCUCCCAACCUUAUUGGACGGCAUAAAGUGAUGGCCCGAGUAGGGGGAAUGGAGUACUCCCCCGGAAUGGUGUACAUCUCUCCAGAUAGCCCUCUCAGCUUGCCUGCCAUCGUCAGUAUUGCUGUGGCUGGUGGGCUCCUCAUCAUCUUCAUUGUGGCCGUGCUUAUUGCCUACAAGCGCAAGUCCCGUGAGAGUGACCUCACUCUGAAGAGGCUUCAGAUGCAAAUGGACAACCUAGAAUCCCGUGUGGCAUUAGAGUGCAAAGAAGCUUUUGCCGAGCUACAGACAGACAUCCAUGAACUGACAAGCGAUCUGGAUGGAGCUGGAAUUCCCUUCUUGGACUAUCGGACAUACACCAUGAGAGUGUUAUUUCCUGGCAUAGAAGAUCACCCUGUUCUCCGGGACCUAGAGGUACCAGGCUACCGGCAAGAGCGUGUGGAGAAGGGCCUGAAGCUCUUUGCUCAGCUCAUCAACAACAAAGUGUUUCUGCUGUCCUUCAUCCGCACCCUGGAGUCCCAGCGAAGCUUCUCCAUGCGGGACCGAGGCAACGUGGCCUCCCUCAUCAUGACGGUGCUGCAGAGCAAGCUGGAGUAUGCCACAGAUGUGCUAAAGCAAUUGUUGGCUGAUCUCAUUGACAAGAACCUGGAGAGCAAAAACCACCCCAAACUACUUCUCAGAAGGACGGAGUCAGUGGCUGAGAAGAUGCUAACGAAUUGGUUCACUUUCCUUCUCUACAAGUUCCUGAAGGAAUGUGCCGGGGAACCCCUCUUCUCCUUAUUCUGUGCCAUCAAGCAGCAGAUGGAGAAGGGUCCCAUCGAUGCCAUCACUGGGGAAGCCCGAUACUCCCUGAGUGAGGACAAGCUCAUCAGACAGCAGAUUGACUACAAGACCCUGGUCUUGAGCUGUGUCAAUCCAGACAAUGUCAACAGCCCUGAGAUCCCAGUGAAGAUUCUCAACUGUGACACCAUUACCCAGGUCAAAGAGAAGAUCCUGGAUGCCAUAUUCAAGAAUGUUCCCUGUUCCCACAGGCCUAAAGCUGCUGAUAUGGAUCUGGAAUGGCGACAAGGAAGUGGGGCAAGGAUGAUCCUACAAGAUGAAGACAUCACCACCAAGAUUGAAAAUGAUUGGAAGAGACUAAACACACUGGCCCAUUACCAGGUACCAGAUGGCUCAGUAGUGGCUUUAGUCUCCAAGCAAGUCACAGCCUAUAAUGCAGUGAAUAACUCCACCGUCUCCAGGACGUCAGCAAGCAAAUACGAAAAUAUGAUCCGGUACACGGGGAGCCCCGACAGCCUCCGUUCCCGCACACCCAUGAUCACACCUGACCUGGAGAGUGGGGUCAAGAUGUGGCACCUCGUGAAGAAUCAUGAGCACGGGGAUCAAAAGGAGGGUGACCGGGGGAGCAAGAUGGUGUCUGAAAUUUACCUAACCCGGCUACUGGCCACCAAGGUAUGGGAGCUGGGCUUGCCAUUGAGGUUCUGGGUCAAUAUGAUCAAGAACCCCCAGUUUGUGUUUGACAUCCACAAGAACAGCAUCACUGAUGCCUGCCUCUCUGUGGUGGCUCAAACCUUCAUGGAUUCCUGCUCCACGUCAGAGCACCGCUUGGGCAAGGACUCCCCAUCGAACAAAUUGCUCUAUGCCAAGGACAUCCCCAGCUACAAGAACUGGGUAGAGAGAUAUUACUCAGACAUCGGGAAGAUGCCAGCCAUCAGCGACCAGGACAUGAAUGCCUACUUAGCUGAGCAAUCUCGCAUGCACAUGAAUGAAUUCAACACGAUGAGUGCCCUCUCCGAGAUCUUCUCCUAUGUGGGCAAAUACAAUGAGGAGAUUCUUGGACCUCUGGACCAUGAUGACCAGUGUGGGAAGCAGAAACUAGCCUACAAACUAGAACAAGUCAUAACCCUCAUGAGCAUAGACAGCUGA
Messenger RNA from Gracilinanus agilis (Agile Gracile Mouse Opossum), 5412 nucleotides. It is a transcript of the gene PLXNA4, whose product is annotated as plexin A4. Gene Ontology annotation, cellular component: semaphorin receptor complex. The transcript is spliced from 30 exons. Gene Ontology annotation, molecular function: semaphorin receptor activity; protein binding. Gene Ontology annotation, biological process: positive regulation of axonogenesis; negative regulation of cell adhesion; regulation of cell shape. Lineage: Eukaryota; Metazoa; Chordata; Mammalia; Didelphimorphia; Didelphidae. Bases 1 to 5412 code for a protein of 1803 amino acids. The record is from RefSeq and is a predicted model, not a curated record.